Kwoniella shivajii is the source of this 1782-nucleotide messenger RNA. RefSeq lists its product as uncharacterized. The record is from RefSeq and is a predicted model, not a curated record. Bases 1 to 1782 code for a protein of 593 amino acids. NCBI's taxonomy places the organism in Eukaryota, Fungi, Basidiomycota, Tremellomycetes, Tremellales, Cryptococcaceae. The transcript has 11 exons.
AUGUCCACCUGUCCAGUGUGUGGCGAGGUGCAAAACGCUGAUCAAGGAGCCUUUGAGCAUCAUGUCAAUUCACAUUUCGAUGCUGGACCAUCGACACCUCGGUUUUCAAUCUCACAGGAAAAGAUUGUGAAUCAAGUGGUCGAGACUGACGGUCAAGAUACUUGUCCGAUUUGCGACUUUCCAUUAUCAUUCAUCUCUCCUUCAGAAGCGCAGACUCACGUGAAUAAAUGCCUCGAUGGUCCUCCUCCACCACCCAGAAAAACAUCAACUAUGGAAGUCCAUUUUGAUGAUAUGGAUAAUCACAGUCUAGAUACUACUUCCAGGGACAUGGAUUUUGACCAUGACGUUAUGGAUGACUCAACUCUAGAACAACUCAACGGAAAUCAAGAUGACAAAGUGGAUUCAGAUUGGGACGGCCCUGCUAGACCUGGAGCAUGGAUGGAUUGGACAGGUAAAAAAGUACAUAGAGGUGAUCAGUGGUGGGAUCCCGUUAAUGGUUCAACAACGACUAUACCGAGCAAUUUCUCGCCAGGUAUCAUAACAAUACUCGCCGAAAUAAUACGCAAGUGUACGCAUCAAGGAAUCACUAAACAUGCUGUGUUAUGUAGAGAUACAGUUCACAUCAAAGGAACAUGGAAAUUCGAUAUGGGCUGGGGAUGUGGGUAUCGGAACGCUUUGAUGUCAAUCACAUCUCUUCUGACUGUGCCUGCUUAUCGACGCCUUUUCGAUCGACAUAGCAACGGUGCUGAACCGGGAGUCAGAAGAGUACAAGGCUGGAUAGAAGAAGCAUGGCAAGAAGGUUUCGAUCCUGCAGGUAAGAAGCAAUUGAAAGGAAAAAUACUAGGGACGAGGAAAUGGAUCGGUGUGGCCGAUCUCUACGCAAUGUUCAACUAUAAAGGUAUUCCCUGCGAACUAUUCGAUUUCCCAAAGGCGAGAGAUACAAAAGGCUCGAAGACCGUUCAUAUCGCAUUGCAAGAUUGGGUGAAAGCGUAUUUUUCGAGUCAAGAUGAUCGCUCAGCGAUUAACGAUCCCAAGUCAGCCUUUGACAUACUAAUGCGGACAGCGGAAGAUGGAGCGGGUAGAGGAGAAACUGUCAGGAUAUCGAAUAAGUUCCCACUGAUAUUGCAGCAUUCAGGUCACUCAAGGACCAUAAUUGGAUAUGAGGAGAACUCAAGGGGCGACAUCAAUCUAUUACUCUUCGAUCCUGGAAGGUCGAUGCCAAAAGAUGUCCGCGCGCUGGCAUUAUCUUCUCACUCUCGUGCUCAUGGACCAUCAAUCUCCCAAGACCAAGUUGAAGAGAAGACCUUAUCUUCUCUACCGUCAAUUAUGAAGAAGAAAUCGUCUCGCAACUUAUCCGAUACUCACGAGGCUAUUCCAUUCACUCCACCAUAUACCAAUGGGUAUUCCGAAAUAACUUAUUCCCCUGGAAUAGAUGAAGAUCUUUCUCAAAGUUCCCCUCGAGUAGAAGUGGAACAUGAUCCUGAACAUACUAGAGGAGGUGUCAUUCCUUUUCCUUUAGAAGAUGAUGAAGAGAUAUCUUCAACUGGAUGGGUCACCAAAAAGAAGAGCAAAUCCAUCAAUUCUAAUUCCACUUCAAAUCCUACAUUGAUAUCCGUUGAUCAAUUGGAUCUACUCAAAACUGUAAAUUAUUUCAGAUUGAACUUAUCAAGUCUUUCGAAAUAUAACCAAUACCAAAUUCUUGCGUUUACAGGAAAACAAGUAUUGAGUAGAGAAGAAAGGGAACAAAGGAAAUCUAUGAGAAGCACAAAAGUGAUCCUAUGA